UUUGAAGUAAAAUAUGACCUUAACAACCCUGCAAAACAUGGAAAGCUGGAUUUCCUCAACAACCUUGCGACUGGACUAGUAUUCAUUAUAGUAGUUGUGAAUAUUUUUAUCACUGCCUUUGGAGUGCAGAAGCCAGUGGCUGAGUUAGCAUCAAAACAGUAA
Molecule: messenger RNA, 162 nt
Organism: Acanthisitta chloris (rifleman)
Lineage: Eukaryota; Metazoa; Chordata; Aves; Passeriformes; Acanthisittidae
Gene: NINJ1
Product: ninjurin 1
Exons: 1
Biological process (GO): cell adhesion; tissue regeneration
Cellular component (GO): membrane
Source: RefSeq, a predicted model, not a curated record